AGAAAUCAGAGCUAAGCUUCUAAACUACUGCGUUGAGUUUUGCAAUGGGAAACAUUAGGUUUGACUCGAUCUUCUUCCUGAAAAAUUAAUCUCGGUGAAUCAAUUUCGGUUUCAUUCUUUAAUGUUGUUUCUCUUUCCUAACAAGAGACGAUUCUUCACAAGGUGUCCCCUUCAUACAUCGUUCUCCAUGUCCUACUACCUUCCCUUUAACUUUUUGUGCAUUUUCUGGUUCUCAUUUGUCAACUAAGCCAUUUCUUAUCGCGAUUUGCAAGCCACGAGCCAGCUCAUGCCAACAAAGUCUCAACAACCACACACCAACGCCAAAACCAAAUAAAAACCCUUCCAUUCUCCACACACUACCACCACACAGUUUCUUUUUCUCUUUUCUUCCCACUCUCUAUCUACUCAACAUGGCGUUCACCUCUCUCACUCUCAUUCUCUUCAGUUCAUUCUGCUUGAUUCUUCGGGCCCAAGCCCAAGCCCAAGCCCCGGCGCCUUCCUCCGGCGCGGUGGACCUCGUUGCCAUCCUCCAAAAGGGUGGCCAAUACACAACCCUUAUCCGUCUUUUGAAUGAGUCGCAGCAACUAACCCAAAUCCAGAGUCAACUCAAGUCAAACUCGCAAGGGUUCACUCUUUUCGCGCCCACCGACAACGCUUUCCAGAACCUCAAAUCUGGGGCUCUCAACGGUCUCACUGAUGAGCAGAAAGUGCAGCUCGUUCUCUACCACGUCACUCCCAAGUACUACUCUCUCUCUGAUCUCUUGACCGUCAGCAACCCCGUCAGAACUCAAGCCUCCGGCAGUGAAGGCUCGUGGGGGCUCAACUUCACCGGCCAAGGGAACCAGGUCAACGUCUCCACCGGCGUCGUGGAAACGCAGGUCAACAACGCGCUCAGGCAGCAGUUUCCUCUGGCGGUUUACCAGGUGGACAAGGUGCUGUUGCCGGCAGAGCUCUUCGGAGAGAAGUCCCCCGCGGCGGCUCCGUCUCCGAAGUCUCCGAAAAGCAGCCCUGAAACUCCGAGCGUUGGGAAGGCCGGUGGCGCUCCUUCUCCCUCCGGAGACGCGCAGAAUGAUAAUGGCGCGGCAGGGAGGAAUGUGGGAUUUGGAGUUAUCCUUGGAGUUGGGUUAUUCUGCAUGGGAGUUCUCUCUUGAGAAAACUUCGCUCUGCAUGUGUCGUGUUCUUCGUCUUUUCUUUCUGAAUCCGUCUCUUUUCUCUUCUACGGGCAAAAGAAACUGUGUUGGGAUUGAUUGAGUUUCACCCUCAUUCUUUGUAUUUAAUGUUUCUUUCUUUCCUUACAUAAAUUUCAUGCUUGUUUUAUACUUCUCCACUCUCAGAAUAACAUUUUCUUUUAUAAA
Vigna unguiculata (cowpea) is the source of this 1355-nucleotide messenger RNA. RefSeq names its product FASCICLIN-like arabinogalactan protein 13 precursor (gene FLA13). NCBI's taxonomy places the organism in Eukaryota, Viridiplantae, Streptophyta, Magnoliopsida, Fabales, Fabaceae. Gene Ontology annotation, cellular component: plasma membrane. The record is from RefSeq and is a predicted model, not a curated record. Gene Ontology annotation, biological process: plant-type secondary cell wall biogenesis.